AAAUCCCAUGAUCACUUUUUGUCCUAUUAUUUUUUCCUUCUCAAUUGUAUUUAUAGAUAUAUAUAUUUCUGUUCCAUGCAAUAAUAAGAGAAGGUUUCAUUCUAAAGCAUUUGGUGAUGGAGAAAAGCAAGUCAUUCCCUGAAUACUCAUGCUCUUACUCUGAGUUUGGAUUCAGAGAAAGAUCCAACUCAUAUAGUUUCAAUGGUCCAACUGAGAAAGGAGGUGGAUUUUCUGCAGCAAGUGAUCCUGAGCUUAAGAGGAAGAAGAGGAUCAAGGCCUAUAAUGUGUUGACAUCAGAGGGGAAGCUCAAAACCAGUUUCAGAAACAGCUUCAAGUGGAUCAAGAACAAGUUCAGUGAUAUCCGCUAUGGUGUGUGAUUGUGUGAACCAUUAGAAUUGCCUACAAGAAAAGGUAAGAAUAUUUAAGGGAAACAAAAAGUGUUUUCAGAUCAUCAUCAAAAGUGUUUUCUUGGUUUGUAAGAGUAAGAGAAAACAAGCAAUCUAGCAUGCUUUGUAUGAAACAAUCAAGAGUUCAAAAUGUAUGUAUGUUCAUAGGAACUAUGAUUAGUAAUAGUAAUAUAGACUUCUAUUGUUGUCCUUAUCUUUAGUUAUUCUCUUUUGGUACUCUAAUUCUUUUGCCAAAAAGACCUGAGAUAUAGUAGAAAGGAUUUAUAUAUAUAUAUAUAUAGCUGAUAAAGUAACUAAAAACAUUCAUGUAAAGCCUCUUUGCACUUGUAAUUCACUUUUACUUGAGAGUUAAGACAACCAUUUUUCA
Messenger RNA from Arachis stenosperma, 774 nucleotides. RefSeq lists its product as uncharacterized. NCBI's taxonomy places the organism in Eukaryota, Viridiplantae, Streptophyta, Magnoliopsida, Fabales, Fabaceae. The coding region runs from base 117 to 377 and encodes 86 amino acids. The transcript has a single exon. The record is from RefSeq and is a predicted model, not a curated record.